AGUUGGGGGCGGGGGAAGGGGAAUCCAAUCCCAUCCAUCCAUCCAUCCAUAACCUCUCCUUGCUCCCACGGACGGACGGAAGGAUCGAUCACCAACUCCAACUCCAACUCCAACUCCUCCUCCUCCUCCUCCUUCCGCCGCCGCCGCCGCCAGAGCAUGGAACCCUCCGCCUCCGCGUCGGCUGAUCCGCCCAGGAGGUCUCCAUGGAGGCACCCCUCCAACGGGGGCAACCCCAACCCCAACGGAGACGCCGUCAUCGACACAACUAGCUGGCCCGCGCUCUCCGAGGCCGCCAGGAACCCCCCCAAGCCUCCUCCUUGCAUCGACUCUCCAUCCGAGGGGCAGGGCAAGCAGUCGUCUCGCCACAAGCCGGCCAGGCGCGGGGGUGCCGGUGCCGACCACUCCCCCUCCCCACGGGAUGACCGCGCCACCAGCUGGGACCAUGGCCGCCACCACCACCACCACAACAGUGGUGGUAGGAGGGGCUCUUUUGGCGGCCGCAGGAGAGGAGGAGGAGGCGGGGGUUUCGACGCCUUGUACCGUGCCCCUAUUGGCCCCUAUGUGCGUGGUGCCACUGCGCCCCCGCCCCCGCCCCCGCCUCCCAUGGCCGUUGCUCCUCCCCCCUUCCUUCCUCCGCCCUUACGACCUUUCGCGGCACCUCUCCUCUUUCAUCACGAUAUGGCAUCGCCCGUCUCUCCUGUUUCCCCAAUCUACUAUGUUGGCCCUCCCCCUCCUCCAGAAGCUCUUAGGCCUUUGCCUCCUUUCCCCCCUACCAUGCUUGCUCCACCUGCUUACCCUUACUACCACCCUCAACCUCAACCCGACCCCGAGCCCGAGCCUGAUGCUGAUCCUCAACAACAUCGUGCCAACCUGCUCAAACAGAUUGAGUUCUACUUCAGCAAGGAUAACUUAUGCACAGAUGUUUUCUUGAGGAGAAAUAUGGAUGACCAGGGCUGGGUUAACAUUGCUCUUAUAGCUGGCUUCAACAAGGUCCAGGAAUCCACUGAUGACCUGCAAUACAUAAAAGACACAAUCCAGUCCUCAUCUAUACUGGAAAUGCAGGAUGACAAAAUUAGGAGGCAGAAUGAUUGGAACAAGUGGGUGAUUCCUCGAGAGAGCAACACUGACGUGCUGCCAAGCCCUAACAUCAACAAUCUGACAGCACAUCUUGGAAGCGUGGGUCUGCAGGAAUCAGCAGCUAGCUCAAGUAGCAUGGUGGAUGAAAACCAUCAUGAGAUUCUUACCAAUGGACCAACUUCCGGUAACAACCAAGCACCAGUAGUUGAAGACGGUGCUGGUAAGCUCUAGCUAUGAUGGUACACAUUGGCUCCAAUCUGGCCCAUGCUAUGACUACAAGGGUUUUGUCCGAGCGCGAGUGACAAAUGUUUUGCAAUUUUUUGAUGGCGGUAUGCUUGCGGGGCGCACUGACUAGUGAGUUCGUUUCUGGGGGGGUUUCAGGUAAGGUUCUUUUUGUCUACCCUGUUAUUGAGGUACCGUGAAGGUUUCAGCCUUUCAGGUGGUUGGUAAAAAAAAAAAGAAGUGCUGUAGCUGAAACAAAAGACAGCAAACAGAAGGCAUAUGUAGAGGCAUCAAAGAAGAUGAGGGGGGUGGGGGGAGCCAUUGGACAUAAUGAAUGAAAGACGAUGGUGCGCUAAGUUAAAAGGCACUCGAGUGCUUAAUAUUGCAACUGCUGAAUGGCCUUUGGGCUUGCGUGACUAUGGGCCUGAAGUGUGCUGUGAACCAUGUCGGUUUUCUCCCCCUGUUUGGAUGUAACCCUCCAAUUUUUAAAGGAGGAUCUGAACUUUCUCGCUCAGAGAGUCAGGAAGUUGACAAUUCGACAAGGAUCUUUUGCAACUCAACUCGUUGAAGUAGCGUUUGAAUGUUACAAGUUUUGCUAGAACUAUGCAUGAUGUUUCCUUGGGUGAUUGUGAAAGCCAAGCCUAUUGGGAAUUUGUGAUAAGAUGGCGAUCCCCCAUAUUGAAACGAUUUUCUGUAGCUCAAAUAAUUUAUUGCCUUUUGAUGAGCUCUCUGCUUUGUACCGUCUGA
Oryza sativa Japonica Group (Japanese rice) is the source of this 2046-nucleotide messenger RNA. RefSeq names its product la-related protein 1C. Gene Ontology annotation, molecular function: RNA binding. The record is from RefSeq and is a predicted model, not a curated record. NCBI's taxonomy places the organism in Eukaryota, Viridiplantae, Streptophyta, Magnoliopsida, Poales, Poaceae.